Messenger RNA from Mycotypha africana, 1280 nucleotides. RefSeq lists its product as uncharacterized. Gene Ontology annotation, biological process: signal transduction. The transcript has 5 exons. The annotation marks the transcript as partial. Gene Ontology annotation, molecular function: 3',5'-cyclic-nucleotide phosphodiesterase activity. The record is from RefSeq and is a predicted model, not a curated record. Lineage: Eukaryota; Fungi; Mucoromycota; Mucoromycetes; Mucorales; Mycotyphaceae.
AUUGCACUUUUCCCCUACUUUGAAUUUAUUUUAUGUUUCUAUUAAAGCAUCAUAGUGAGUUGCCUUCGGAUAUUUUGAUAAAAAUUGAAUCAAAAUAUACACGUUGGUUUAGUCAACUAAGUCAAGAAGCAGAACAGGAAAUGCAUGACGCUCGACGGCCAAAGGAGUUAGCACUACCGCUGUUAGGAUCUUUUGAUGCUGUUCUUCAUCUAAAUAUACUCGAUUACGAUCUGCCCGAAAUCUACGGUUAUCUAUUGGCCAUGUUUAAAAAGCUGAAAGUGAUGGAUAUCCUGAAAGUGACACCUUCACAGAUGCUGGACUUCUUGAUCGAUGUGCAAGAGAGAUACCAAGAUACCCCUUAUCACUCUUUUAGACAUGGUUGUGACGUUCUGAUGAUGCUGUAUUCAAACUAUAUGGAGUUAAUGAGGAACAGAGCAGUAGAAGGAGAGUUUGAUUUCAUCAUGGAGCUGGAAAUCGCUGUCAUUUUUAUUGCUGCCAUCUGUCACGAUGCAGGACAUAAUGGUCGCAAUAACGAUUUUCAUGAGCGAACAAAAUCACCCUUAACCACGCGUUUUGAAAAGAACACUUCCUAUUUAGAAGCAUUAUCAGUAGACAUUACUCUUGAAUUAAUCGAGAAGCAUCGCUUGUUUCAUGCAUUCACCUCCAUGGAAGAACAAUGUAUGAUUCACGAAUGGAUCGAGACAGCUAUUCUCUUGACAGAUAUGAAGCAUCAUCAUGAUUUGCUGAAAAUGGCAAAAAUAUUGCGAGAUAUGUUUGAUCAUGCAAAUCUCUCACCAAAACAAAGACUUGCUCUUGCUUGUGUCCUCCUCCAUGCUGCUGACAUAAGUAAUCCAAUUCGACCUUGGCGUAUUUCCAAACAAUGGUCUGAUUUGGUCGUGCAAGAAUUCUACGCCCAAGGAGAUGAUGAACGAGAAGCUGGGUUUCCCAAAAUAUCACCAGGUAUGGAUCGUAUGCAAAAUACUCAAGCCAGUACGGGCGUGAGAUUCAACAAUAUAGUGAAAGAAUACUUUGAACAAGUGGCUGCUAUAUUAGCUUUACCAUCAUUGUCCAGCCAUUAUAACGACAUUGAUGAUACGCAGGAUGAUCCCACUACAACGACAACAAAGGGUGUUAAUUUGAAACAUCGCAAAAUGAUGAGUCUACCUGCAGGCACCCUUUCUAUUCCUUCCAACAGCAACCACAGAAAGAAUGAACCCAAGAUCAGACCAUUGCCGAUCGUACGUACUACAAGUCAUUCGAGUUUUCUUUUCUCACCACCU